AUGUUUUGUAAACCAAAGGAAGACCUAAACUCCAGAAUUAUAGAAAGACUUGACCUAAAGAAACACACAAGACCAAAUUAUUUUAAUUCACUGUGGAAGAUCUUUAGUGCUACUCCAAUAGUCAAUGAUCGAGUUACAAAUAAUGCAUCAAAGACUUCCGCUGGUUAUGAAGAGUCUAAUGAGACAACCUCAGAUAAUGGUUCAGUAUUUUGUGAUGCUUUCAAAACCAUUCGUUUCCAUUCUAUUGAAGAGAUUAAAGAUAAGGAUCUUGCUCGGAAUAUGUAUGAACUAGAAUUAUUUUUUGAAUACUCAUUAAACAAAAUGGAUGAAAGACACGCAGCUGAUGCUUUACGCAGAUUAUUGGAUACAUUUACCAUCCUCCAAUUUAAAAAUUCAAGAUCUCAUUUUGGUAACUCACGGCAAGAUUUUGAUAUCUUGAGGUAUGAAGCUUUGAAAGAUUUCAUCGUAAAACCCAUUCUUUACUUCAUUGGACAUCUACUUUUAGUUCAUGGUAAAAAUGCUAUUAGCUCUGAACCUACAUACAUGAUUGAGAAAACACGUCCAAGUUUAAUUUGGGAUUCUUUAGAUGCUUCUGGUGAACCGUAUCCCAAAACUCUCAGAGAUGAGGAAAUGUUCCAUUCACACGUUCCAGAUUGUUUAAUUACACUAUUUCAGGCAAAUGCUUCAAACUCGCCGGUUCUUGGAAUACAUUUAGAAGAAAGUGAGCUUUCUGAAGUGCUUAAAUCAGGUAAGACUGAUAAUUUCUCCAAGUUAUCAAAAGUUCUUCGUCGCAUUGUUCCAUUUCAAGUCUUUAACAAGUUGAACAGUUAUAUAAUCAGUGAUGUUAAUUCAAGCAUAUAUUUCGAAUACCCACUAGAUGAUGGUGAAUGGUGGUCUGACAACGAAGAAGAAGUCUAUAUUACUGGUGCACCAGUGAGAUUUAAGUUAUUUAAUAAUACCGGGAAAGAUCUAGUAGAGUCGUUUUCAUUGCAGCUUUUAUUAUUAUUGAAGAUUUAUGACAAAAUUAAAAGAAAGCUGCCCUCAAAUUUAUGGUUGGAGAGUCUGAAUGGUAAUGUAUUAGAAAUGGGAACAUACAGAUCACUAGAUGAAGGUUGGAAGGAAGAUUCUUUCAAGCCAUUUAUUAUAUCACAAUUCAGACAUGGGUUUAAAAAGAAUGUUGCAGUGGAUAAAAUGGAUCAGAUUCCAGAGGAAGAAACAAGAUGUUCAUUGGGAUAUGCAGCAAAUGAUACUGGGAAUUCGAUAAAAAGGCUAAAAGUCGGAAAGAAAUUAUCCAAUGGCACCUUGACUUAUGAAGAUGAAGUGGCCCCUUUGUAUCUAACUAAAAUGUUCACUAUCAGUAGCAGUUUGAAGGUUUCUAAUUAUCAAUUACUAAGUGCGUAUUCAAACAGUAUAAGUGCAAAACUUCUUGUUAAAGGCUCAGAAAUAUUCAAAAGUAAUACAAACAUUUCGAAUAAAGUAUUUUUCAAAAUGUUUGAUUUGGCCAAUUUAAAAUAUCUACACAAGUAUAUAAAUACUUUUGGUAUGCCAUAUUUUGAGGAAGAAUUCAAAAAGUUUACUGAAUCAGAACUUAACACAUUGGUUUCACUAGAUCGCUGCAACUUCAAAGAUUUCAAACGUAUACUGGAAAAUUUAAAGAAAAGUUUUAUCAGAGAAGUAACAACUUUGAGAAGAAUAAACCAAUGGAAUUCAACACACGAAAUCAAUGAACGAAUUAAUUCGCCUAAAUUGCUACAAUAUGGAUGGACGUACCUUGAACUGUUAUCAGAAGGUCAAGUGAAAUAUUCUUAUUGGGGACCAUUUAUCUGUACAGAAUCGCUUCAAUUUAUAAGUGAUAAUGAAUUUAAGGAUAAUUCGAGACGAACAAAGAACUUAAACAAACAAAUCAAAAUUCUUUCAAAAGCUGGGAUCAAACAUAACGAUACUAAAAGGGAUAAUGUAUGCUUUGACAAUUUUGAUCAAGCUUAUUUAGUUGAUUUUGGUCAAAGUAUUGUUGAUGAUGAUCGAUAUCUUGAGAAUUAUGACCUACAACAUAUUGGCCCAGAUGAGAAAUGUCCCUAG
Hansenula ciferrii is the source of this 2079-nucleotide messenger RNA. RefSeq lists its product as uncharacterized. The record is from RefSeq and is a predicted model, not a curated record. The transcript has a single exon. Bases 1 to 2079 code for a protein of 692 amino acids. Lineage: Eukaryota; Fungi; Ascomycota; Saccharomycetes; Phaffomycetales; Wickerhamomycetaceae.